Molecule: messenger RNA, 1365 nt
Organism: Oncorhynchus tshawytscha (Chinook salmon)
Lineage: Eukaryota; Metazoa; Chordata; Actinopteri; Salmoniformes; Salmonidae
Gene: crcp
Product: calcitonin gene-related peptide-receptor component protein
Exons: 6
Coding region: 113-556 (147 amino acids)
Biological process (GO): transcription initiation at RNA polymerase III promoter
Cellular component (GO): RNA polymerase III complex
Molecular function (GO): nucleotide binding
Source: RefSeq, a predicted model, not a curated record
CGGUAAUGUCACGAGUUAUAUAAACGUCUGCGGGCUAGGAACUCAUUUUAUCAGCAAACAUGUUUCCAGACGGAUUAAAUUGGCAAGGGAUCAAGCUAGAGUUGCUGGCAAAAUGGAAGUGAAGGAUGCCAAUGCUGCUAUGCUCAGCAACUAUGAGGUGUACCAGCUCCUGACAGAUCUGAAGGAACAGAGAAAGGACAGUGGGAAGAACAAACACAGCGCUGGACAACAGAACCUCAACACCAUCAUGUACGAGACGCUGAAGUACCUGUCCAAGACUCCGUGCAGCAGGCAGAACCCAGAGACUGUCAAGAACUUCCUUACCACCAUGGUGCCUCACAAACUCACUAAGGCUGAGAAGCUACAGCUACUGAACCACAGACCAGAGACUGCUGUAGAGAUCCAACUGAUGGUAGAGGAGAGUGAGGAGCGGUUAUCAGAGGAGCAGAUUGAGGAGCUCAUUCAGAAGGUCACAGACGUGCUCCCAGGCGACCCAGAACAAGAAGGCGCUACCCCCAGCAAUGAAACAGAGAUGGAAGAGGGCAUUGACCAAUAGCCACGAGUCCUGAUGGAGCUUGUCUGUUACUGAGGGAGGGAGCCUGAGCUGAACAGGAGUCAAAAUGGUGUAAAGAAAACACUGGAAAUCCACUUUCAUGCUCCUUUGGGUGCUCUGGACUGGACAUGGAAGUAUGCAGAAUGGAAUACUGUCAGAUAUUACCAUUGACAGUAACAAGACUGUUCCCAUUCUUCUCUGCAUUACUAACCUACCUGUCUGCUUGGUUCAACUUCAGCUCUUAGUCCUUCUGUGUUUACAGCACUGUUUCUUAACUAGUGUGUUCUGGAAUCCACUUGCACUUACAGAAGAUAGUUUUAGUGAUCUCCUGUACUACAUGCUUUCAUAUAGUUAGCAGAUUACAACGGGCUAAUGUGAAGCUCCAUUAACCAUUACAGGUUAGGUACUGUUUGCGGCGUAUCACAGAAUUUCCGACCAACCUUGGUGACACUUACUCAAUUUCCGACUUGGAAAACAACCAAUGUCUUCCUAAACGCCAAUGUCGAGUUGCAGGGGCUUUGUUUGAAUUUAGAAAAUGCUCUGUUAUUAAAUAAAUUCUUUGCUCCAUGAAGUAAUCCAAAAAUGUGUACGCCGCCAUCUUGUCUAUUUCAAGUCUUCUCACUCAUUGAUCGAGACAGGGGAGUGUCAUGACAUGCAGCACUUUGUGGUGGAGACCUACCUCUCGAUCAAUGAGAGAAGAUUUUAAAUGGUUAAGAUGGCGACGUACACAUUGUUGGAUUACUUCAUGGAGCAGAACUUUUAUUUCAUUGAAUAACCGAUUUUCUAAAUUAAAUUAUGAACUGAUGGUUCGA